AUGGACGCCCUCAAAUCCGCCGGCAGAGCGAUUAUCAAGAGCCCCGGAGUCCCGCGGCACACAUGGGGAACUUCAAAGCACGAAAAGCUGCCAGAGAACUGGACAGACACCAAGGAGACUCUGCUGGAGGGGAUGGUGUUCAACGUGAAGUACCUGGGUAUGACCCUGGUGGGCCAGCCCAAAGGAGAGGACAUGGCCUCGGCCGCCAUUCGCAGAAUUGUUGCCACGGCCAGAGCCAGUGCUAAGAAGUUUCGGAAAGUAACUUUGACAAUCUCACCGAAAGGCAUCAUCAUCACAGACACAGAGACUACAGACCUCAUAGAAAAUGUCUCCAUAUACAGAAUCUCGUACUGCACAGCGGAUAAAACUCAGGAUAAGGUCUUCGCAUAUGUCUCUCAGAGUCAGUUCAAUGAGACCCUGGAGUGUCACGCGUUUCUCUGCCAAAAGAAGAAGAUUGCUCAGGCUGUGACAUUAACAGUAGCCCAGGCCUUCAAGGUGGCCCUCGAUCUUUGGGAGAUUGCUCAGGAAGACAAAAGCAAGAAGGCCAGGACCUGCUGUUCUUGUGCGGCAAGCAACGGGCAGACAGAGACAGCAAACUCUCAGUGUGUUCCAGCAGAUCCGGAGGCACACAAGCCUGUCGGGGUGGAGGAGAAGCUCCGGAGGCCUUUCUUCUCUGCUUCGCUCAGCUCGCCCUCACCUCGCAGUAACCCUACUCGACGACGACCAAUAAAGCAUGAUUCUUGGGACGUGGAGGAUGGACUCGACGAUGCGUUCUCAAGACUGGCCGAGUCCCGCUCCGAACCCGUCUCUGACGAUGCAGCUCUGAGUCCCCGUCGGCUCUCCGAGGAGAAUCUGUUGUAUAUCUGCGACAAUGAGUUUGAAUAA
Molecule: messenger RNA, 885 nt
Organism: Chelmon rostratus (copperband butterflyfish)
Lineage: Eukaryota; Metazoa; Chordata; Actinopteri; Chaetodontiformes; Chaetodontidae
Product: low density lipoprotein receptor adapter protein 1
Exons: 9
Coding region: 1-885 (294 amino acids)
Source: RefSeq, a predicted model, not a curated record